Molecule: messenger RNA, 5145 nt
Organism: Propithecus coquereli (Coquerel's sifaka)
Lineage: Eukaryota; Metazoa; Chordata; Mammalia; Primates; Indriidae
Product: receptor-type tyrosine-protein phosphatase V-like
Exons: 34
Biological process (GO): protein dephosphorylation; angiogenesis
Molecular function (GO): cadherin binding; protein tyrosine phosphatase activity
Source: RefSeq, a predicted model, not a curated record
AUGAGGUCCCGGGUCCUGCUUGCUGCCCUCCUCUGGCUCCGGGGUGUUCUGGCUGAGGAAGACCCGUGCCACUCCCAGGAGGGGAGCCCAGCCCGGGAGAGCGGAGGCCCACCCCCCAAAGUGAACGUCAGCAGCCGGGGGAGUCCCACAAGCCUCUUUCUGAGCUGGGCAGCCCCGGAGCCAGGUGGGGUCCACCACGCCCUCCGCCUCGCGCGUCUGAGCCCCCUCGGCUCUCCCGAAGGGCAGCAGCUCCAGGCCCUCACCAACGCAUCCAGCUUCGAGUUCCAGGGCCUGGUGCCAGGGAGUCGCUACCAGUUGGAAGUGACUGCCCUGCGACCCUGCGGGCAGAAUGUCACCGUCACCCUCACUGCCUGCACCGUCCCAUCACCUGUCCACGGGCUGCAGCUGCACAACCCCGGGAGCCCAUCCAGCCUGGAGGCCUCGUGGAGUGAAGCCCCCGGGGAGCAGGAUGGCUACCAACUCCUCCUCUACCACCGGGAAUCCAAGACACUGGCACGUAAUGCCUCCACGCCUCCGGACACCCUGUCCUACAAUUUCGGCAACCUCUUGCCAGGUAGUGAGUAUGUUUUGGAAGUCAUCACCUGGGCUGACAGCCUCCAAACCAAGACCAGUCUCCACCAGUGGACAGCUCCCAUGUCUCCGGAUCACCUGGCGCUGCACGCCCUGGGCACCAGUGCCCUACGAGCAUCCUGGAAUGGCUCUGAGGGGGCUGCCUGGCUCCAACUCGUGCUCACAGACCUCCUAGGUGGCACCAACCUGACUGCCGUCGUCGGACGGGGGGUCUCCAAUCACACCUUCCUUCACCUGUCUCCAGGCACCCGCUAUGAGCUGACACUUAGUGCUAUUGCUGGGCCCCAUCAGGCGGCAGGCCCCAGUGCCACCGCGUGGACCUAUCCCUCUGCCCCCCUCGACCUGGUGUUGACUCCCCUACCCCCCAGGCUCUGGGUGAGCUGGAAGGUAGGGCCGGGUGCCCGGGAUGGCUUCCUGCUGCGGCUCAGUGGGCCGGUGGAGGAGAACACCACUUUGGGCGCCGAGGCCCUCAAUGCCACGUUCCCAGGGCCCCUGCCCGCUGGGCACUACACUCUGGAGCUGAGGGUCCUGGCUGGGCCCUAUGAUGCCUGGGCCCAGGCCUGCACCUGGCUGGACGGUCCUGCAGCCCCACCUAGAUCAUGCAAUGGCACCAAGCUGCAGCUGGAUGGUCUGGAGGCCACCAGGGAGCCUGGGAGACGGGCACUGCUCUGUGCUGAGGGUGCCCCAGGCCUCCUUGGAAACAUCUCCGUGCCACCUGGUGCCACACAUAUCACCUUUUGUGGGCUGGUGCCCGGGGCCCGCUACCAGGUGGAUAUCACUUCCUCUUUAGGAGUCAUCACCCAGAGCCUCACAGGCUACACACGUCCUCUGGCACCACAGUCACUGGAGGUCACCAGCAGGGGCAGCCCCUCUGACCUGUCCAUGGGCUGGGCCCCAGCACCAGGGCAGCGGGAAGGCUACAGGGUCAUGUGGCACCCAGAGGGCAGCCAGAGGUCACCGGGCAGUCUCGUUGACUUGGGCCCGGACAAUUCCAGCCUGACUCUGAGGGAUCUGGUGCCCGGCACCUGCUACACCGUGUCCGUGUGGGCCUGGGCGGGCAACCUCAGCUCCACCAUCCAGGGGACCCGCUCCUGCACCCCCCCUGCUCCUCCUGCCAACUUGAGCCUGGGCUUUGUCACCCAGCCUCCUGCCCUGAGGGCUUCCUGGAGCCCCCCACCAGGGGGCAGGGAUGGCUUCCAGCUGCGGCUUUACUGCCUGAGGCCCCUGACUCUGGAAAGCGAGGAGACUCUGGCUCCGGAGGCCCAGAACUUCUCCUGGGCCCAGCUGUCCCCGGGCAGCGAGUUCCUGGUGCAGCUGGCCACCCUGCGGGGGCCGGAUCAGAGCAGCAGCGCCAACGCCACGGGCUGGACAGGGGGCUUCGUGUCCCUUGCGCUCUUUGUGGUCUGUGGGCAGGCCCUCUCGCUGCUCCCCCUGGUAAACGUGACCAGCGAAGGUCCCACCCAGCUCCGGGCAUCCUGGGUCCACGCCCCUGGGGGCCGGGACGGCUACCAGGUGAACCUGUACCAGGCGGGUGCCCGGGCGGGCACCAGCGCCGCCGGAGCCGAGGUGGACAGCACGAGCUUUUCGGCCCUGACGCCGGGCACCGAGUACGAGGUGGAGGUUGUCUCGCGGGCUGGGCCCCUUCGCGCGGCAGCGGCCAACACCUCUGGCUGGACCUCCCCCCUCACGCCCAGCGAGCUGCUGGUAUCGACGCACGCGGGCACGGCCGUGGUCAGCCUGGCCUGGGCCAGCGGCCCCCGGGGGCAGGGGACGUGCCACGCCCAACUCUCCGAGGCCGGGCAUCUCUCCUGGCAGCAGCCCCUGGUGCUAGGCCAAGCCCGCCUCGUCCUGCGGGGCCUCACGCCUGGACGCAACCUCUCCGUGUCAGUGCUGUGCCAGGCGGGGCCGCUGCGGGCAGCCACUCGCGCCGUGGUGCUGCCUGUUGAGCCGGGCCCCGUGGAGGAUGUGCAGUGCCAGCCUGAGGCCGCCCGCCUGGCCCUGAACUGGACGCUGCCCACCGGGGACGUGGGUGCCUGUCUGGUGGUGGCAGAGCGGCUGGUAACGGGAGGGAAGGCUCACUUCGUGUUCCAGGCCAACAUCUCCAGCGCCGCGCUCCUGUUGCCCGACCUGGCGCCGGCCACUCCCUACCGCCUCAGCCUCACCGUGCUGGGCAGGAACGGCCUGUGGAGCCGGGCGGUCACCCUGGUGUGCACCACUUCCGCUGAGGCCUGGCACCCGCCAGAGUUAGCCCCGGCCCCCCAGCUGGAGCCUGGGACGGAGGUGGGAGUGAGGAUCGUGCCGGGCAUGUUUGGCAAGGACGAUGGACAGAUCCAGUGGUACGGGGUCAUUGCCACCACCAACAUGUCAUUGGCUUGGCCUUCCCAGAAAGCCAUCAACCACACGUGGUAGGACCACUACUACAGGGGACACGACUCCUACCUGGCCAUCCUGCUCCCCAACCCCUUCUACCCAGGGCCCUGGGCUGUGCCGAGAUCUUGGACUGUGCCCGUGGGUACAGAGGACUGUGGCCACACCCGGGAGUUAUGCAAUGGGCAGCUCAAGCCAGGCUCCCAGUAUAGGUUCAGUGUUGCGGCCUUCACCAGGUACAGCCCCCCAGGGACCGUCAUCUCGUUCUCAGCCUUCUCAGAGCCCCGGGCCAACAUCUCCCCGGCAGCAAUGCCCCUGCCAGUGGUGGUGGGUGUCGCGGUGGGCUGUGUCCUUGUCACCUGUGCCGUGCUGGGCCUGCUGUGCUGGAGGCGGGUGAAGGGGCAGAGGGCGGAGAAGAAUCAGUUUUCCCAAGAACAGACGGCUUACAACCUGCGGCGAACCCACAGGCCCAUCCCUAUCCACAGCUUCCGGCAGAGCUAUGAGGCCAAGAGUGCCCAUGCUCACCAAGCUUUCUUUCUGGAGUUCGAGGAGCUGAAGGAGGUGGGCAAGGAGCAGCCUAGCCUGGAAGCCGAGCACCCUGCCAACACUACCAAGAACCGUUACCCGCAUGUGCUGCCCUAUGACCACUCCAGGGUCAGGCUGACCCAGCGGGAGGGAGAGCCCCACUCUGACUACAUCAAUGCGAACUUCAUCCCAGGCUACACCCACCCGCAGGAAUUCAUUGCCACUCAGGGGCCUCUCAAGAAAACGCUGGAGGACUUCUGGCGGCUGGUGUGGGAGCAGCAGGUCCACGUCAUCGUCAUGCUGACCGUGGGCAUGGAGAACGGGAGGGUGCUGUGUGAGCAUUACUGGCCAGCGAGCUCCAUCCCCGUCACCCACGGCCACAUCACUAUCCACCUCCUGGCCGAGGAGCCCGAGGCUGAGUGGACCAAGUGGGAAUUCCAGCUGCAGCAUGUUGCCCAGCAACAGCAGCGGAGGGUGAAGCAGCUGCAGUUCACCACCUGGCCGGACCACAGCGUCCCCGAGGCCCCCAGCUCCCUGCUCGCCUUUGCGCAACUGGUACGGGAGCAGGCGAGGGCCACCCUGGGCGCUGGACCAGUCCUGGUGCACUGCAGCGCGGGCGUGGGCCGCACGGGCACUUUCGUGGCCCUCUCGAGGCUGCUGCGGCAGUUGGAGGAAGAGCAGACGGUAGAUGUGUUCCACGCCGCGUACGCGCUCCGGCUGCACCGGCCUCUCAUGAUCCAGACCCCGAGCCAGUACAUCUUCCUGCACAGCUGCCUCCUGAGCAAGAUUCUGGGAGAGCCCUCUGACGUCUCUGAGUCCCGGCCCAUCCCUGUGAUGAACUUUGCGGAGGCGCGCGCCAGGAGGGCAGCCAAUGCCAACGCUGGCUUCUUGAAGGAGUACGAGCUCCUGCUGCAGGCCAUCAAGGACGAGGCUGGCUCCUCGACGCCCCCUCCUGGCCAUGAGCAGGACCGCACGGGCUCCUGUGAUUCUCAAGUGCAGUUCUCUCCAGUGAAGGACAGCCCCCCUGACGACAUGCCAGAAGCCUGGCUCUUCCCUGGCGGGCCUUCUGGCCGUGAUCACGUGGUGUUGACUGGCCCCGCAGGGCCAGAGGAGCUCUGGGAGCUGGUGUGGCAGCAUGGGGCUCAUGUGCUGGUCUCCCUGUGCCCACCCGAUGCCCUGGAGAAGCUGCAGGAGCUGUGGCCAACAGAGAUACAGCCCGUUGUCACAGACACAGUGACAGUGCACUGGAUGGCUGAGACCAAUACAGCAGGCUGGCCCUGUACACUCUUCCGGGUCACACAUGGGGAGAGCAGGAAGGAGAGGCAGGUGCAGCGACUGCAGUUUCCAUACUGGGAGCCUGGGCAUGAGCUACCCACCACCACCCUGCCGGCCUUCCUGGCUGCUGUGGGCCAGUGCUGCUCCCGGGGCAGGAACAAGAAGCCGGGCACACUGCUCAGCCACUCCAGCAAGGGCGCAGCCCAGCUGGGCACCUUCCUGGCCAUGGAGCAGCUGCUGCAGCAGGCAGGCGCUGAGUGCACUGUGGACGUCUUUGACGUGGCCCUGCAGCAGUCACAGGCCUGUGGCCUCACGACCCCAACGUUGGAGCAGUAUAUCUACCUCUACGACUGUCUGAGCAGCGCCCUGGUGGACGGGCUGCCCUGA